Messenger RNA from Mauremys reevesii (Reeves's turtle), 4600 nucleotides. It is a transcript of the gene TMX1, whose product is annotated as thioredoxin related transmembrane protein 1. Lineage: Eukaryota; Metazoa; Chordata; Testudines; Geoemydidae. The coding region runs from base 186 to 1037 and encodes 283 amino acids. The record is from RefSeq and is a predicted model, not a curated record. The transcript is spliced from 8 exons.
GCUCGGUUCGGGCAUGCGCAGUCUGGGCUACUCAGCGCGCUAUCCGGGAACGCGCAUGCGCCAGAACUAGCCCUUCCACCAGCGACGCAGGCCGGGUUCAGCUCUCCUUGACAUGCGCAGUAAGCGCGCUGGGCUGGAGAGAAAGCGGAAGUCUCAAGCGAGGAAGCGCCGGCCGCGUAACUAAGAUGGCGGCCUCCGUGAGGCGCUGCGCCCUGGCCUGGCUGGUCCCCGCGGCGGGGCUGCUGGCGCUGCUGGCCGGCCCGGGGGCGCUGGGCAAGCGGAGUGACGUGAAGACGCUGACGGACGAGACGUGGCGGGAGCUGCUGCAGGGCGAGUGGAUGAUUGAAUUUUAUGCUCCCUGGUGUCCUGCCUGUCAGAACUUGCAGCCUGAAUGGGAAAAGUUUGCUGAAUGGGGGGAAGAUCUUGAAAUUAACAUUGCAAAAGUGGAUGUCACAGAACAGCCAGGUCUGAGUGGGCGAUUUGUCAUAACAGCACUUCCCACUAUCUAUCAUUGUAAAGAUGGAGAGUUUAGGAGGUACCAAGGCCAAAGAACUAAAAAUGACUUCAUAAAUUUCAUCAGUGACCAAGAAUGGAAGUCUGUUGAACCAGUUUCUUCUUGGUUUGGUCCUUGCUCUGUCCUGAUGAGCAGUAUGUCUGCUUUGUUUCAGUUGUCCAUGUGGAUCAGGAAUUGCCACAAUUAUUUUACAGAAAAUGUUGGUAUGCCAGUUUGGGGAUCGUAUGCUAUUUUUGCAUUGGCAACUCUGAUUUCAGGACUGAUACUUGGACUUAUCAUGGUAUUUUUAGCAGACUGUCUCUGUCCAUCCAAAAGGCACAGACCGCAGCAGCACCACUAUCAAAAAAAAUUAGCACCAGAAUCAGCCCGGCUCUUGAAAAAACUGGAUGAAGAACAAGAAGCAGAUGAGGAGGAUCUUUCAGAUGAUGAAGCAGAGGAUAAAGAGUUAACAGACCGAAACUCUUCAACAAAUGCUGUAAGACAGCGUCCUGUGAACCUUGCUGCUGCCACAGAUAAAUCAUAAGUUCCGUGUACUUGAGGGUUUCUUGAGAAACAAAAAGGGUGGAAUGUACCAGAACCUUCUGCUUGAAGAGAGGUGGAACUCGUAUUGCUGUAGUGUUCGCUCAUCACUUUCAGAGAAAGCUACCUUUAAAAAGGUCUCUGUGGCAUCACGUAUUCAAAGCUGAAACUUGAUAUUGCAAAUGGGGAAACCCAAUACCAUAUACGUGUGGAUUGGUGCUAAGAAAUAGUUUGUAUGACUUCUGAAUGACUCAUUCUGUGGCUGAGUUGUACAAAAUGCAAAACCAGUGUAUUUGCAGUAUUAGAGAAUAUUAGCAAGGAAACUGCACUAACCUGUUUGUCUGCUAGAGCAUCUGAAAAGAUUUCUCAUUGUAAAUCUUUCCAGUUUCACUCUGAAGAAAUGCUGGAAAAAAUUCCUCAAGUUAUGGGACCUUAGCCCAAUUUUUGUGGUAAAAAUGUACUAUAAACUGUUUCCAGGUCACUGUUCUGUUAGAUAGGUAUGACAUUGACUGCUGCAAAAAAUUUCUUUACACCAAUAAUGCAAACUAAGGGUAUCCUCUAAUAAAAGGUAAGGUGAUGAGACUAAUAUGGGACAUUGGAGUCUUAAAACUGAACAGUGGCUUGUUAAUGCCAGUCAUGCAUUGGCCUGGUAUUCAGCAUUGCCCUGUUAUGAAACUUGAGUCUUCCCUUCUAAUGUGGACCAUGUUACUCUUUCCCCUCUCUUUUUAACCAAUUUUCAUCCUCUGUGCAGUAGGUAAAUCUUAUAUGGCCCAGGCUGGAGGAAAAACGACAAAUAUGACUUAAAAAUUUGAUUUGAAGAAAUUUAAUUUCUUGGUGGCUUUUCUCCUUCUGAACUCUUGAGUGGAAAGGUAUUUUCUACUCUUGCAGUCAAAUAAAAAAAUGCUUCAUUUUUUUUUUAAUUUGAAUGUAUCCUCGAUACUAAAGUAUGCGCAUGCGUUCUAGGUAGAGAAAUCAGGAUGCCUGAUCGUCCACACUCAAACAGAAACAGCACACUCUCUUGUGUUAAACAUUUAGUGUGAACAACUUCCGUUAAAAUAGUUACUCUUGCCAAGUCCUAAGCUGAGACAUUUCCAGAGUUGUGUUCAGAGCAUCUAAUUUUCUGCUGUUUUUAUUGUGCAUAGGACAUUCAGCACUGUGUGCCAGCCUAGAGGCGCAAGUUUUCUUUUCAAAUACCACAGGCCAUGUGGCUGCUUGCCUUCCAGGGCCACUGUAUGAAGCUACUGUAUUUAUUUUCACUUCUGCUGCAUUACAGCCCGGAUCAUUUUAAUCCUCUUAUUAAAACAAAUGGAAAGCCGGUCCUGAGGAGUUAAAGAAAUUAUUUCCAUAGGAAUGGUCAGCAACCAUCUCUUUUCCAUGGUAGUAUGCACACUCCAUUCCUUGUGCUCUGAUCCAGUAAAGUGUUUGCCUGCUGCAUAUUAGUUUAAGGAGCUGUUUGUUUUUUUUAGUGAUGUCUCAUGGAAACAGAACCUUUAAUAAAACCUAAAAGGUAAUGUGCUAUUUAGAAAAAACUCUUAGAAAUACUCCUAAGCAUUUUCUGUGACUAUUUAAAGCUUUUGUGGCUUUCAGUUAAGACAGUGAUGCUCCAUAUCAAUCUGUUGAAACGAGUAAUCUUGACUACAGUGUCUUCUGACUGCAUAGUCACCCUACUUUAGUCAAAGCUGAGAACAGCAAAGGCCAGUACCUAUAAUUAUUCAACCGCAAAAUGAAGGUCCCGCAUGUACAUUGUGUAGCUAGUACGAAAUCUCUCUCUCGCAUUACACAGAAAUCUCGUCAGUUGCAUAGUCUCUUUUUAACAGGAGUAGAAGGCUCUUAAAUGCCCCAAAGGAGAUACACAAGUUCUGAGCUUCUCAAUUAAACGUGUAAUUCUUCUACUCUGAAAACUGAUUUCAGAUGGCAUCUGGCAAUUCACUGUCUGUCUCAAUGACUCCAGCUCAAACUGGCUUAGUUUACAAAUAGCAUUUUCUGCCUAAGCGCCAGUUCUAUCAGUUCAUCUUGCUGUAUGGAACGAAAGCUGUCCUGAUUCAACCGCAUCUUAUUAUGAGCAUGGUUGUGUGCCUAGUGUAUACUUCAAGGAACUCAUGUCACCUUGAAUGUUUUUUUUUUUAAAUUGACUAAUUUACAAAAAUUCAGUUUCUUAGGGUGCCAUUUUAAAUGCUAUGUCCUGAAAUUAAUAUAUAUAUUUCUCCUUAUCCUUCUAAGGGUUUUUCUGUUUUAUAAAUUAACAUAUUCUCUCUCUCUCUCCCUCCCUCCCUCUCCAUAUAUAUAUAUGGAGAGAGAGAGUGAGUAUAUGUUAAUACUGGAGUGAGUAUAUGUUAAUACUGGAAUUGUGCAUUAGCGAGCCAAAGAAAAUGAAGAUUUCUGUUGCUAACUUCUGAAGAGGUAUUUGCAAGUGAAAGAUUGCUGUAUAUAGUAGGUGCAACAUUUUCAAACAAAUGUGACUCAGUUCUUGCUGGUCCUCAUCUUAGUGAAUUUGUGGUGCUAGCAGAUUAAACAUCUUUGUCAUUUGCAAACAAUAAAUUUGGUCUGGAGCCACUGAGAGGCUGCACUAAUGGAAAUACUGAUGCCAUUUUUAAUUUUUCACUGCAAAUUGACACUCUGAAGCCAGAAAUGUUUUAACAAUAUUACUACUAGCAGAGACCAACAGAGAACAAGUAGCUAUUAAUGAAUGUCCAAGGAAUGUGGAGUAGUUACAUGAAAACAAACUUGCUCAGCAUUUGCAAAUGUUGUUGAUUUAAUACAUUGAAAGUCAUAAGGGAGGGAGGGACAGCUUAAGUGUCUAAGUCAUGUCUUGAACAUUUCUUGGCAAUAAAUAACACAAAGUAUGCAUUUGUGUGUCAGUUAGUCAGAUCUUUAAUCAACCUGCGUACUGUGAUUGGAAAACGUGAGUCAACUCACCAGAUAUAUUCUGCUGUCAAACAAAUCCUCCAGGGAAAUUCUCAGAUGAAAAUGAUCAGCUAUAAAAUGUGUCCUAGUACUUCCUAUUAGUCUUUUUUGUUUAUCUUUGGUGCUGUUGGUUUGAUUUAUCCUAAGCAAAAAUAUUUUCCAUUCUGUGUUGGCACUUGUGCUGUUACCUUAGUAAAAGUGUAACUGCAACAAUGUAAAUCAAUCUGUUUUGGUCAACUUUUUAGUUGAAUCUGUUCCUACAUUUUAAAAUAUCAAAAUUAGUGUAAUGUGUGAAAUGAAGUAUGUAUCCCAUAUAAUACACUUAGGAUGUUUUUGUGGGAAUUGCCUUAAAUGCUCUAGAGUGUAGAUCACUGUCUGUUAUCGGUAAAAUAAAGCAAUAAUGUGUGAUAUACUAGAAAGAAGCAUCACUUUAUUUGAUAAGUGGUACAUUUCAUUCAGCAGUGAAACUUGCACUUAAUUCUGGAGAGGAUUUGAGAGAAGGCAAAGGAGGCAGAUAGAGCUGCAUGUUCUCAAUAUGGAAAAGUGCUUAUUCUAGUUUUGAAAUAAUACGGUUUAACGUAACCUUCUGUAUGUCUAAAUGUAGCUGCUGCUGACAGAUGCAGAUGUUAGUUUUAAACAACUACAUUUGUAUGAUAUAUAAAA